AAGUCAUGACCACAGACGUCAGGGCUACAGGCCUGUAGUCAUUUAAUCCUACGAUGGUGACUAUAAAGGCCUCUGAGACAAAGGCACUUCAGGGAAGUGUUCACUUCAUUGAAGAUCGUCUCACACGGUGACCAAGCCCAAUUAUUAAAUAAGGAAAUCCUGGAAACGAGCACACAGAGAAGGUGAAGAUGACAUCCACAGCAGAUCGACUGGCCCAUCAACAACAGAAGGCAGAGGGCAUCGGUACCAACCAGAAGGCAGUGAAGUUUUGUGAUCAGGACUAUGACACCCUGCGGCAGAAGUGUCUGGACAGCGGACGCUUGUUCCAGGAUGACUUCUUCAAUGCUGAAAGCAAAUCACUAGGCUACAAUGAGCUGGGACCGUACUCGUCCAAGACAAGAGGCAUUGUUUGGAAGAGGCCCACGGAACUGUGUCCCAACCCAAUGUUUAUUGACAAUGGAGCCACGAGGACGGACAUUUGUCAAGGAGCUUUAGGAGAUUGCUGGCUUCUGGCUGCCAUUGCUUCCCUGACUCUUGACCAGCGGGUCCUAGAACGUGUGGUACCUCCUGGACAGAGUUUCACUGAAGAUUAUGCUGGAAUCUUUCACUUUCAGUUCUGGCAGUAUGGUGAGUGGGUGGAUGUCGUGAUAGAUGAUCGUUUACCCACCAGAGAUGGAAAGCUUCUGUUUGUUCACUCAGCAGAGGGAUCAGAGUUCUGGAGUGCUUUGCUGGAGAAAGCUUACGCAAAGGUGAACGGCUGCUAUGAGGCUCUUUCUGGAGGAAACACAAUCGAGGGCUUUGAAGAUUUCACAGGAGGAAUUGCUGAAAUCUACACCUUAAACGAGGCUCCACCGUCGCUCUUCCAAAUAAUCCGGAAAGCCCUGUGUCUGGGUUCACUGCUUGGCUGCUCUAUUGAUAUCACCAGUGCCUAUGAGACAGAGGCAGUAACAGCUCUGAAGCUUGUUAAAGGACAUGCAUACUCUGUUACUGGUGCGGAAGAGGUUAACUAUCGUGGCAGUGUUGUGCAACUGGUCCGCAUCAGAAACCCAUGGGGAGAGGUGGAAUGGACAGGUCCUUGGAGUGAUGGAUCCUCUGAGUGGAGGCAUGUCAGUGAGGUUGAUAAAUCAAAGUUGAACCAGGUGGCUGAAGAUGGAGAAUUCUGGAUGUCCUACUCAGACUUCAUCAAGAACUUCUCCAAGCUGGAGAUCUGCAACUUGACCCCAGACACACUCGAAAGCGAUGAAGUUGGCCACUGGAACUAUUACCAGUUUGAAGGGAUGUGGAGGGUGGGAUCCACUGCUGGCGGCUGCAGAAAUCAUGCAGCUACAUUCUCAUCCAACCCUCAGUUUGUUGUGCGUCUGGAGGAUGUGGAUGACGAUCCUCUGGAUGGGAAAGAUGGAUGCACAUUUUUGGUGGGGCUGAUGCAAAAGGAAGGACGGCAGAAGAGGAAGCUUAACCGCGACCUGGAGACCAUCGGCUUUGCCAUUUAUAAGAUCCCAGAUCAGUACAAAGGCCGAAGCAAUGUACGCCUCGGCCCAGAUGUGCUGUUGCGUCAAAACACCGUGGCAAUGAGCAACACCUUCAUCAACACCCGUGAAGUGUGCAGCCGCUUCAAACUCCCUCCUGGAGAAUAUGCCAUCAUUCCAUCGACCUUUCUACCUCACAAGAACGGCAGUUUUGUUCUCAGGGUCUUCUCAGAGAAAGAGGCCAAAACCAGACGACUGGAGGAGAAGAUUUAUGCGAAAAUAGAAGAGGAGAAAGUGUCUGAAAAGGACAUUGAUCCUCAUUUCAAGAACAUCUUCAAGCAAGUUGCUGGCAGUGACAUGGAGAUAUCCGCCUUUGAGCUGGUUGAAAUUUUGAACAACAUUGUCUCUCAACGCACUGACAUCAAGACUGAUGGAUUCAGCAUUGACACAGGACGCCUCAUAGUCAGUCUGCUGGAUAAAGAUGAAAAUGGCAAGUUGGGGAUAAAGGAAUUCCACGUUAUCUGGAACAAACUUCAGAAAUACCUGGAGAUCUUCAAGAGCCACGACACAGACAACUCGGGUACGAUGAGCUCCCUUGAAAUGAGAGCUGCUGCUAACAAAGCAGGAUUCCACGUCGACAGCGCUUUGCUGCAGGCCAUCGUCAAUCGCUAUGCAGAUGUCCAUUAUGCAGUAGACUUUGACAACUUUGUGGGCUGUCUCAUUAAGCUGGAAAUGAACUUUAAAAUGUUUAAGGCCCUGGAGAAAGAAGACUCGGGGAAGAUUGAGCUGAGUCUGAAACAGUGGAUGUGCCUGGCAAUCUAUUAGCUCUGAGGACAAACACAAGAAAAUAUUAACUAUAAGAAGGGGAAAAAAUAAAAUAAUUUUUUUUGGCUCUAUAGAUUCUGUGAAAUAAAAGAAAAUAAAGAAACUUGAAGA
Molecule: messenger RNA, 2402 nt
Organism: Girardinichthys multiradiatus
Lineage: Eukaryota; Metazoa; Chordata; Actinopteri; Cyprinodontiformes; Goodeidae
Product: calpain-2 catalytic subunit-like
Exons: 22
Coding region: 189-2291 (700 amino acids)
Biological process (GO): proteolysis
Cellular component (GO): cytoplasm
Molecular function (GO): calcium-dependent cysteine-type endopeptidase activity; calcium ion binding
Source: RefSeq, a predicted model, not a curated record